This is a messenger RNA of Andrographis paniculata, 4743 nucleotides long. RefSeq names its product eukaryotic translation initiation factor 5B-like. NCBI's taxonomy places the organism in Eukaryota, Viridiplantae, Streptophyta, Magnoliopsida, Lamiales, Acanthaceae. The record is from RefSeq and is a predicted model, not a curated record. Gene Ontology annotation, molecular function: translation initiation factor activity; GTP binding; GTPase activity. The transcript is spliced from 12 exons. Bases 430 to 4428 code for a protein of 1332 amino acids.
GGGAUUUGGUCCCUGCAUUUGCUGAAUUCUUGCUCUUUUGCUAUAAUCGAGCUCUGAGUCUGAAUCUUGUGUGAUGUUGUUCCUAACUUGUUUCCGAGUAUGAUGAAUUUUAAUGGUGUGUAGCUUUGUAGAUAAAUUCAUCGGUGAUUGACGCAGAGAGAAUCCGAUCCACUUCAAGGCGGCGGCAUAAAGCUUAAGGUCCACUGCACACAAUAUUUAUGCCCCAAUCUCGAAUAACAAGCUGUCAACACCAAGCUCAGAUCGUCCCGCCGGUCAGAGCUUGCAGACAGUAUUGCGUUUUCCCUCUCUGAUUGGCCAGGUGGUUUAGGUUUUUGUUUGCGUCGGUUGGAGGCUGAUUGGAAUUAGGUUUUGCAGGAGUAGUUAUUGUAGUCAAGUGGAUUUUCUGUUAUUUGUCGAAAUCAAUAUCUGAUGGGGAGAAAGAAGCCGAGUAACCGUGAGGAGGAGAGUGAGCCUGCAGCGGCGGCGGUGGUGGGGGGAAAGGCAGCUGGUGGUAGAGGUAAAUCAAAGAAGAAGGAUUAUGUGAUUGAUGAUGAUGAGUAUUCUGUUGGAACUGAAUUGUCGGAAGAGACACUUGUUUUGGAGGAGAAAGUGAUGCCUAAGAAGAAGGGGAAGAAGGGGCCAUUGAAGAAAGCAGGGGAGAAGGAUGAUGACUAUGAUGAAGGAGUCGGCGAUAACGAGAUUGCCGGAGAAGAGGAGGGUGGUGAUGAUGCUCCGGUGAUUAAGUUUGUUGGCAAAAAGAAAGCCAAGGGGAAGAAGAAUGAUGGUGGUAGUGUGUUUAGUGCUUCGGCGUUUGGGUUAUUGGGAGAAGAAGAGGAGGAAGAACGAGAGGAUGACAAUGAAAGUAAGUAUAAUGAUGAUGAGGAUGAAGUUUCGGCUUCGCCGGUGGUUUUGUUUUCAGGGACGAAGAAAGCAUCGAAGAGUAAGAAGGGCGGUGGAGGGUUUUCGUCUGCUUUUGAGGCACUUGAUGAAGAUGAAGACAGUAAUGACAAAGAUGAGGAUGAGGAUGUUGAGAUUUCGUUUACCGGAGCGAAGAAGAAGAAGAAGUCGGUGAAGGGGGUGAAGAAGGUGAUUGAUGAAAAGAAUAGUGAGGUUCCUUCUGUUUCAAAUUUUUACAAUGAUUUUGCAGAUAACGAUAGCGAGGAAGAUGUCACGACAUUUACAUUUUCGGGUAAAAAGAAGUCGUCUAAGAAGAAAAGUGUUAGUGUUGAUGCUGUUGUUGAGGAGUUUGGGAACAAUGGUGUUUCCUCUGAUAAUAUUAAACCAGAGAUGGCUGAUGCUUCUAAGGACAAAAAGAAAAAAAAAAAGUCUGGUAAAACUGGUAAAGAUGAAGAUGACCUCGACAAACUUCUUCAGGAAAUUGACGGGCCACCAGCUACUGCAGAUGGGAAUGAAGCUGCAUCGAUUGAUCUUGUAAAGUUGGAUCAACGUGAGGAUGGUGUGGUGGAUACUUCAAAGAGCAAAAAGAAGAAAAAGAAGACCGGUAAAAUUGGAGCUGAGGAAGAUGAUGUCAAUAAAAUUCUAGCUGAAAUCGAUGGAACAGUUGCUGUUUCAGAGCAAGUUUCGACUCCAGCUGGGAAAGUACAGAAUCAGCUUGAGGUAGAAGAGGCUGCUGUUGACAAGGAAGCUGAUGAAGAGCCUGUGGAGUCUGUAACUUCGAAGAAGAAGAAAAAGAAGAAGGAUAAAGAAAAAGAGAAAAAGUCAGCUGUAUCAGAAGAGAAGCAGGAGGAGUCGACGACUGAGAUAAAUACGAAACUAUUAGGUAAGAAAGUUCCAAAGCAUGUUAGGGAGAUGCAAGAGAGACUUGCUAAGCUGAAGGAAGCCGAAGAAAAGAAGAACAGAGAAGAAGAGGAGCGGCUAAGGAAAGAGGAGGAGGAGAGGCGUCGACAAGAAGAGCUGGAAAGGUUGGCAGAAGAGAGGAAGCGUUUGAAGAAGGAGAGAGAGAAGGAAAAGCUUCUGAAGAAGAAGCAAGAAGGGAAGCUUCUAACAGGAAAGCAAAAGGAAGAGGCUCGAAGACGGGAGGCAAUGAGGAAGCAAAUCCUAGCUAAUGCAGUGAUGCAGUUGCCCUCUGAAGAAUCCAUUGAAGCUCUUGGAAAACCGACAAAGCGACCCCUUUAUCAGAAGAAAAAGUCGAAGCCGUCCACCCUAGACAGAGUUGAGAGCACAGAUUCGAAAGAUAUUGAGGAGGAGACACUGCUUGAGGAGGACGUGGAUUCAUCAAAUGUGAAGGGUAAAGCCGAGGGUGUUGAUGAAGCUGAAGAGAAUGGAGUUGGUGAAGAAGAAGAAGAAGAAGAGGAGGAAGAGGAGGAGGAUGAUGACGACGACGAUGGUGAUGAAGAGUGGGAUGCUAAAAGUUGGGACGAUGCAGAUUUGAAGUUUUCUGGAAAUAGUGCAUUUGCUGAUGAAGACUCAGAGCCGAAACCUUUGCAUAAGAAGGAGUUAAAGGAUGCCCGGAAUGCAACUCGAAGCAUCGAUCCACCAUCUUCGAAACCAGCUAGCUUGACAGAGAAAGCUACCUCGAUGUUGCCACACAGAUCUGAGAAUGAAAAUAAAAAGAAUAAUGAAGUUCUUGCUAGAGAGGAAAAACUGAAAAAGCCAAAUGACACUCCUGUUAGGAAUGGGCAGAAUCUUCGAUCCCCAAUAUGUUGCAUUAUGGGUCAUGUCGAUACUGGUAAAACAAAGCUGCUCGAUUGUAUAAGAGGUACUAAUGUUCAAGAAGGCGAAGCCGGUGGCAUUACACAGCAAAUUGGAGCUACCUAUUUUCCUGCAGAGAACAUUCGUCAGAGAACUCUUGAACUGAAGGCUGAUGCAAAGCUGAAUGUCCCUGGUCUUUUAGUAAUCGAUACUCCUGGACAUGAAUCUUUUACUAAUCUGCGCUCUCGAGGAUCGGGGUUGUGUGAUAUUGCAAUUUUAGUUGUUGAUAUAAUGCACGGGUUGGAGCCUCAGACAAUUGAAUCACUAAAUCUUUUGAAGAUGAGAAAUACCGAAUUCAUUGUUGCCUUGAAUAAAGUGGACAGACUGUACGGGUGGAAAACAUGCCGAAAUGCGCCAAUAAUAAAGGCAAUGAAGCAACAAACGAAAGAUGUCCAGAUUGAAUUCAACAUGAGGCUCACUCAGGUUAUCACUCAGUUGAAGGAACAAGGCCUCAACACCGAGCUUUAUUACAAGAACAAAGAAAUGGGGGAGACAUUCAGCAUCGUACCCACUAGUGCAAUAAGUGGUGAAGGUGUCCCUGAUCUGUUAUUGCUACUAGUUCAGUGGACGCAGAAGACGAUGAUCGAAAGACUUACAUAUACUGACGAAGUUCAGUGUACUGUUCUGGAAGUUAAAGUUGUUGAAGGACACGGGACAACAAUCGAUGUGGUGCUAGUAAAUGGUGUGCUUCAUGAAGGAGACCAAAUAGUUGUUUGUGGUUUACAGGGACCCAUUGUUACUUCGAUCCGAGCAUUACUCACUCCCCAUCCGAUGAGGGAGCUCCGAGUCAAGGGAGCUUAUUUGCACCAUAAGGAGAUCAAGGCAGCUCAGGGUAUCAAGAUCACUGCACAGGGCCUCGAGCACGCGAUUGCAGGGACUAGUCUUUAUGUCGUGGGGCCUGACGACGACUUGGAAGACAUCAAAGAAACAGCCAUGGAAGACAUGAAAUCCGUGAUGAACAGGAUCGAUAAAAGUGGCGAGGGCGUUUAUGUUCAAGCGUCGACUCUUGGGUCUCUCGAAGCAUUGCUGGAGUUCUUGAAGACUCCUGCGGUUAACAUACCUGUCAGUGGCAUCAGCAUAGGCCCCGUGCACAAAAAGGACGUCAUGAAGGCAAGCGUCAUGCUUGAGAAGAAAAAGGAGUACGGCACAAUACUCGCCUUCGAUGUCAAAGUGACGCCGGAGGCUAGGGAGCUUGCCGACGAGCUCGGCGUCAAAAUAUUCCUCGCCGACAUUAUCUACCACCUGUUCGACCAGUUCAAGGCUUAUAUCGAUAAUCUCAAGGAGGAAAAGAGGAAACAAGCCGCGGAUGAAGCAGUCUUCCCCUGCGUCCUCAAGAUCAUACCGAAUUGCGUGUUCAACAAAAAGGAUCCCAUCGUUUUGGGAGUCGAUGUGCUUGAAGGAUUGCUGAAGGUUGGAACUCCUAUAUGCGUUCCUCAAAAGGAGUUCACUGAAAUCGGCCGGAUCGCUUCAAUCGAAAACAAUCACAAGGCUGUCGAUUACGCCAAGAAAGGCCAGCAGGUUGCAAUCAAGAUCAUUGGCAACAAUCCCGACGAACAGCAGAAGAUGUUCGGCCGGCACUUUGAGGUUGAGGAUGAGCUCGUGAGCCGGAUCUCCCGGAGCUCGCUCGAUGCCCUGAAAGAACACUAUGCGGACGAUUUAUCUGCCGAAGAAAGGCGACUGCUGUUCAAGUUGAAGAAGCUCUUCAAGAUACCUUGAUCGAGCGGCUGCACCACUUUCCGGCGACCACCGGAAUCCAUUACCGGAGUUCUCAUUCCCACGCUUAACAGAGCUUGAUGACGAGACACAUACAGAAACAGAACAAGAAACAGAGGUAUUGAUUUUUUUGCAUGUUCUUAGCUCUGUCUUUCUGUAAAUGAGCAACAACCUUGUACAAUAAUAAGUAUCAGUACACUCUCGUUUCUAGAUAAAUAAAUAGAUAAAUAAAUGAUAUGUAUCCUAACUCUAAAUAAAUAAAUGAUAUGUAUCCUAAUAGCCCAAAUUUUUAAAUGAGUCGAUCAUUUAUAUUGAUUA